Molecule: messenger RNA, 1206 nt
Organism: Closterium sp. Naga37s-1
Lineage: Eukaryota; Viridiplantae; Streptophyta; Zygnematophyceae; Desmidiales; Closteriaceae
Source: the annotation of a GenBank genome assembly
AUGGUGAUUGCUGGUGCGCCUGAGCCGUCGCCAGAGCUCGUUGCCGCCUGGUCGGCUGCGGCCGCCAAGCCUCCGGCGGAGCCCGAAAGGGUGACCAUGGCGACGAAGCCCCCUCUACCGCCGGCUCCGAAACCCUCGACAACAGUCUCUGAAAGGACUCCUCCCCACGCACCCGCGGAUCCCCUUGCCGCGCAAGGGGCUGGCCCGUCUGCCCCUGCCGUUGUUCCGUCUGCUCCGCCUGCGGCCCUUGGCCCCCCGGCUCCCCUUGUCGAGCCGUCGGCGUCUGCCCCUGUUGGGGGUGUUGCUGAUCCCCCUGCACCUGUCCCUGGCGCCCCUGUUGCACCGCCCGCUUUUGUCCCCAGCGUGCCUGCUCCGGCCUCUGCUUCGUCACCGAAGGCGGCGUCCGCCACCACUGGCGGACCGGCUCCGCUGGUUGCGCCCUUGGCGGCGGGUCAGUCCGCACCUGCUGUGACGCCGAUGGCCCCGGCAGGUCAACCGUCACGCCCUCCGUCACCUGACCGUCGCUCGUCGCGCCCCCAUUCCCCCGUGCCCCACCAGGAGCGCAAGUCGUCUCGUUGCCGUCUUGAGUCCCCACGGCGUUACCAACAACAGUCGCACUGGCCGGCUCACCCCGGAGAUGCAUGCGCCGCCAGUUCUUCUACCGCUGUUUCGGCACCUGCUCUUGGCUCUCGUCUCCAUCUGCCGCCGGUUCCGCCCGUUGCGGGAGUGGAGUUUGUGGCCGCGGGUGGUGGCGCGGCGGCGGCUCCGUAUGCUCUCCAUGUUGAUGCUGAGGAGCCGCUCCAGUUCCUGGCGGAGGCACUCCAGCCUCCGCAGACCCGUGUUCCCGAGGCGACACUCGGCCAGCUCCACCGCCUCGCGGAGAGUCUCCACGCGCUGCUGCUGAUUCAGGUCCUUGCUCACUCCUCUCUCCCCGUGAUCCCUCCUGAGACCUUCCGUGGCCGCCAGCGUGACACUUGCCUGGACGCCACGGACCAGCUUGCAGUGCUGCUGGCGCCCGUGCUGGCUGCGCCCGCGGAGGGUGGCGCUGCUGCUGCGGGACAGCUUGACGAGGCUGUCCGGGGCUUGAGGCGGCACUUGCGCACAGGAUCUGGAGCCGCGGCGAUCGGCGCAAGCACGCUUGUGGUCCGGGAGCUGUGGCGCUCCCUAACGGGCGUUCUUCACGCCCUUGGAGCUCACCGCAUGUAG